Lactuca sativa (garden lettuce) is the source of this 600-nucleotide messenger RNA. It is a transcript of the gene IQD20, whose product is annotated as IQ-domain 20. NCBI's taxonomy places the organism in Eukaryota, Viridiplantae, Streptophyta, Magnoliopsida, Asterales, Asteraceae. The record is from RefSeq and is a predicted model, not a curated record. Gene Ontology annotation, molecular function: protein binding.
CACAUCUCCGGCCUUUACGUCUACUACUCUACUUUCAUAUUCAUUUCUUUAAAACCAGUCGAUCAUUAGAUAACGGUUAUCUAGCUACAAUAGUCCUCGAGCAUACAGACUUCAAUGGCAAAACCCCGAAGAUCUUGGUUUGGUGUUGUCCGUAGAAAGUUUCUCCGGUCUUCUUCACGUCCCAGCGAGACCAUCAUUGUUCUCCAUACCAACAAUACAACAUUUUCUCAAGAGCAACCACCGCCACCGCCUCCAUCACCACCACCAUCAACUCCCGUCACAAUCGAUGAUAAUGUUUGUGACACCCCAUUGGUCAAAGAAAUGGCUGCAGCCACUAAAAUCCAAACUUGCUUUCGAAGGCACCUCGCGCGGAGAGCAUAUAAGGCAUUGAGGAGUCUUGUGAAGCUGCAAGCAGUAGUAAGAGGAGCUUAUGUUCGGAGGCAGUCUCGUAUAGCAUAGAAUGCAUGCAUGCACUCGCACGGCUUCAGGUGGUAGUUCGGGCUCGCCAGCUUCAGCUUAUUACUUCUAAUUAAUGUGAAAGUGCAAGAGUUCUGAGUUUAAAUCUCACAAUUGUGUAUUUGUAAUGGAACCUAGCUUUGG